Molecule: messenger RNA, 2835 nt
Organism: Fonsecaea multimorphosa CBS 102226
Lineage: Eukaryota; Fungi; Ascomycota; Eurotiomycetes; Chaetothyriales; Herpotrichiellaceae
Exons: 1
Coding region: 1-2835 (944 amino acids)
Source: RefSeq, a predicted model, not a curated record
AUGUCUGUCCCCUCGUACUACUACGGCCAGUCCCGCCUGUGCGGGUGCUGGUUCCCUUCAACCACGGUUACAGCCAGAAGAAAAUAUCUUCCUCAAGUCGAAUUAUCUGCUCACACGCAAAUUCUUGCAACAACGUCCCGCACUACACUAACGCAGACCUUCGUCAACAAUGAAGCCCACAGCCUUGAUGACGUGCAUUACACUUUUCCGCUCUACGACGGAGUCAGCGUGGUUGGCUUCAAAUGCACAAUUGGCUCCAAGGUGAUCGUCGGUGUGGUCAAAGAGAGACACCAGGCGAGAGCAGAGUAUCAGGAAGCGGUGUCGCGGGGCGAAACAGCAGGUCUGCUCGAACAACUGCCUGAAGCCUCGGAUGUCUUCACCACGUCAGUCGGCAAUAUUCCUGCCAAGGAGAAGUUUCAGGUCGAACUUGUAUAUCUCGGUGAGCUCAAACACGAUGCUGAGACCGACGGCUCCCGUUUUACCAUUCCGACCAUGAUUGCGCCGCGCUAUGGGUCACUGUCGGGUGACUCUGCUACUGCCAUGUUUCACACCAAGACCGACAAAGGUCGCAUCGCCAUAUGCGUCGACGUGACACUUCCGACCGGGGGGAUCGUCCAAGGCAUACAGUCUCCAAGCCAUCCAAUCGCAGUCACCACGGGUCGGACGUCGUCUAUGCCGGAAGAUUCUUUCGACAGCAAUCACGCCUCGGCAACUCUGACACUCGGGACUACGGAACUCGAGAAAGACUUCGUCAUCGUUGUUCUUGCCAAAGACACUGGGAUUCCUCGCGCCUUACUCGAGACGCACUCUACCAUCCCGAACCAACGCGCACUCAUGGCCACGCUGGUCCCAAAAUUCAACCUCCCCAACAUCUCGCCCGAAAUUGUGUUUGUCGUUGAUCGAAGUGGGAGCAUGGAAGGGAAGAUGGAGCUCCUGAUUACCGCCAUGAAAGUCUUCCUGAAAUCGCUUCCGGUGGGUGUGAAGUUCAACAUUUGUUCUUUUGGAUCCUCAUACUCCUUCCUCUUCAAGAAAAGCACAACAUACGAUCAGUCAAGUCUCACCGACGCUCUGAACCAUCUGGAGACAUUCGGGGCGAACUAUGGCGGUACGGAAAUGCUGCAGCCAGUCAAAGCAACCGUCGAGAACCGCUUCAAGGACCUCCCACUCGAGGUCAUGCUACUCACCGAUGGCGAGAUAUGGAAUCAGCAGGACUUGUUCUCUUUCGUGAAGCAGACGCCCAACGCACGCUUUUUCACCUUGGGUAUCGGUCCCAGCGCUUCGUCUGCACUGGUGGAGGGGGUUGCGCGGGCCGGUAACGGGUUCGCGCAGUUCGUUGGUUCACACGAAAAGAUGGACAAGCGAGUUGUUCGCAUGUUGAAGGGCGCUCUUACACCUCACGUUUCGGACUACACACUCGAGGUCAAAUUUGUGGGCGAGAGCGCACUUUCCGAAGACGAAGACUUCGAGAUGGUUGACCGAGUGACCAAGCCAGCCGAGGAUGCUGUCAUGCCUGACCAGCAAAAGCCAGAGGCCAAGAAACCCAUUUCCCUGUUCGACCUCAACGCAGUCGAGGAACCAACUAACCCUCCUGCGGGCCGUUAUGACAACUUGCCAACCAUCUCGACCCCCAAGAUCAUCCAGGCACCUCACAAGAUUCCGGCGCUGUUUCCGUUUAACCGCACCACUGUCUAUCUCAUACUGGGUCCCGAAGCGCCUCGUAAGACGCCGGAAUCUGUUGUGCUUCGCGGCACCAGUGCUCAUGGCCCUCUCGAGCUAGAAAUUCCGGUUCAGGACAUCGGUAUGGGCCAGACAAUUCACCAACUGGCGGCCAAGAAAGCAGUCCUCGAGCUAGAAGAGGGAGGUGGCUGGAUUGCCGAAGCGCGAAGCUCUAACGGCCAACUUUUGAAAACUGCUCAUGAAGGGAAAUGGGAUCUCCUUCUUGAACGAGAAGCCGUUCGUUUGGGUGUCGAAUACCAGGUCGGAGGAAAGUGGUGCUCCUUCGUUGCUGUGGACAGCAUCAGCCGCAAGGAAAUUGGUGAGCCGGAGCCCAUGCCCCGGGUCUCAUCCAGUUCUCCUAACUCGCAGGUUGGGCUUUUUGCAGCCAAUGUUUCGGUGCCACGGAUGUCUUUCGGAUCCCAAAACUUGCAGGUUAGGUCUUUCCAAUCCACACCUUCCAUACCGCCGCCGCCUGGAGCACUCUUGUCGGCAAGUUACGGCGCCUCCGGUGCUGCUGCGAGUACCUUUGGUGGUCCUCCGAGAGGGAGUCUCGCGGCUGGUGCCCCCUCAAGUACAUUUGGUGGCCCCCCGAAAGGAGGUGGCAUUGCUAAAUUUUGUAGAAGACCUGGUGUUCCCUCAGAAGGGGCCCGUGGCGGAGGACUUUUUGGAGGCGCCCUUGGGUCAUCACGAAAGAGGCAGUCCCCAAAAGGCAUUGGAAUGGAAUUCGACUUUGGUGGGAACCGUGGUAAACAAGACGUUCCAGGGGAUGCCGGCGCCCACCAGGAAGCCGUUGACAUCUCCAAGCUCGAUAACGCGGGAAAAAUGCAUCAAAUCAUUGGCUUGGUGGAGUUUGACGGGUCGUGGCUCCGUUCAAAGAAUCUUCUCAAUCUCCUUGGGGUAACGGAGCAGCAAUUUACUGGUCUCAAGGCGACCACCGACAAAGAAGAGGAUACUGUCAGAGCCACGGUGCUGGCAGUCGCUUGGCUGAAGGUCAAGGCUUCCGCUGAGAAGGACAUCUGGGAUAUGGUGGCUGACAAGGCGACGGAAUGGUUAGCGACACGACUGGGAGGUAAAGAAAACGCGGAGAAAGCUAUAGAGCAGGCAGAAGGUGUUUUCUGA